CCAAUUUGGCAUCUGUCUACCGAAAAAUACUGAAAUACAGAAAGCUGUUUAUAUGAAUUUAUUGAGGCAUGAGCCUAUAUAGUUAGGUUUUGGUAUGAGAAGCGUCUCGUCCCAUUCGCCAUUGUCAGCGGUAGGCACACGCCAGAGUGUUCCCCUCAAGGGUCUGCUUCGGAUGAUUCACAGCCUUAACCAAGCACAAAAUUCACCAGCAAAUCCACUUAAACACGCCAAUGCAAUCUUUGUUGUUCUUACCGAACCACAUCUCUACGUGGAGCUUGCGAGGUUAUCGCUCCCCCUCAUUUCUAUGUGGUCAGUUACCACGUGACCAUAUAUGCAGGAUCCGGGUAACGCCUGAGGCUUUGUAUACAUCUUGAUACGUUACCAUAACCGAGCACAGCUGAUUACGCUCCACAAGUCCAUUCACAAACGGUUCAAUUAGCCAAGCAGGUUGCGAUUAUCACCUCCCUUAAACACACGCACUUUGUACCAUGGCAUCAUCUAUCCACUUUUUGGACGUGAAGGGUAAGCCGUUGCUAUCGCGCGACUAUAAGGGUGACAUUCCCUCGACGAUGCUCGACCGGUUCCCGCUCUUGCUCCUUGAGAACGAGGAGGCCAACAUGAUGCAGCCAUUCAUCCAUCACCAGGGGGUGAACUUUGUAUACAUCUCGCACAAGAACUUGUACCUCUUGGCGAUGACAAAGAAGAACGACAAUGUGAUGCAGAUCGUGAUCUUUCUCCAAAAGGUGAUCGAGGUGUUGACGGAGUACGUGAAGCAGUUGGAGGAGGAGUCGAUACGCGACAACUUCGUGGUCAUAUACGAGUUGUUGGACGAGAUGAUGGACUUUGGCUGUCCCCAGGUCACCGACUCCAAGAUUUUGAAGGAGUACAUCACCCUGGACUACUAUAGCCUCGAGAAGCACAAGAUGUUGGCGCCGCCAGCAGCCGUCACGAACUCGGUUUCCUGGAGACAGGAGGGCAUUUUCUACAAAAAGAACGAAGCCUUCUUGGACGUGAUUGAGUCGAUCAACAUGUUGGUCAACUCCACGGGCCAGGUUUUGCACUCUGAGAUCUUGGGACGCGUCAAGAUUAAGUCGAACUUGUCUGGGAUGCCGGAUUUGCGCUUGGGGCUCAAUGAUAAGGGUAUCUUUAACGAGGCGGGCUCCUCCAACGCAAAGGGAAUCGAGCUUGAGGACAUUAAGUUCCACCAGUGUGUGCGGUUGUCCAAGUUUGAGACCGACCGCAUCAUCACGUUUAUUCCACCAGAUGGCGAGUUUGACCUCAUGUCCUACCGUUUAACCAUGCCAUUGAAGCCGCUCAUCCACGUCGAGUGCAAGUUCAAGAUCCACUCAAAUUCGCGGAUCGAGAUUUUGGCUCGCGUGCGCGCCCAGAUCAAGCGCAAAUCGACAGCCAACAACGUCGAGAUUAUGAUUCCUAUUCCUGAAGAUGCAGACACCCCGAAGUUCAAGAGCGACGGCGGCAAGAUCAAGUGGAAGCCGGAAGAAUCCGUGUUGGUGUGGAAGUUUAAGUCGUUCCAGGGGGGGAAGGAGUACGUGAUGAAGACCGAGUUGGGCUUGCCGAGUGUGAACGACGAGGAUGUUUCGGCCGGUGAGAUCUUUAAGAAGAAGCCGAUCAAGGUGAAUUUCCUGAUUCCGUACUUUACCACCAGUGGCAUCCAGGUGAAGUAUUUGCGGAUCAACGAGCCAAAGCUACAGUACCAGAGCUAUCCAUGGGUGAGAUACAUCACGGAGAAUGGGCCGGAUUAUACGAUUAGGAUGAAAUAGCGCGAGCGAAGGCAUUGACGAAG
Messenger RNA from Babjeviella inositovora NRRL Y-12698, 1804 nucleotides. It is a transcript of the gene APM1, whose product is annotated as Apm1p. Gene Ontology annotation, molecular function: clathrin-cargo adaptor activity. Gene Ontology annotation, cellular component: clathrin adaptor complex; clathrin-coated vesicle. Bases 489 to 1781 code for a protein of 430 amino acids. The record is from RefSeq and is a predicted model, not a curated record. NCBI's taxonomy places the organism in Eukaryota, Fungi, Ascomycota, Pichiomycetes, Serinales. Gene Ontology annotation, biological process: vesicle-mediated transport; intracellular protein transport. The transcript has a single exon.